UUUUAGCUGAGUCACCGAGGCUGGGAAUCCCGGAAACGAUGUCGGUGGUGUCAUUGCCGUGUCACGGUGCGCCAAACUCCCUGAUCCGCCUCGUCCCAGCCAAAUUAACGAAUCGAUGGCAGUAUUACGUAGCCCAGAGAUCGAUCCCACAGCAUGCUUGCUUUUUCGUGUUACAUUUUAUUAUCGCCUAUCUCAUUCACCGACGUUCAAGCACAGCAAUCUGAAAGAACGGUUCUAUCUGCACGUAGUCAUGGAAGUCCGUGGUUUGCCUUUUAGAAACAAUCUAAUUUGGGGAAAUGAAGAUGAUUACCAAGGAAAGCAUCCUAACCAGUGGCAUUUCGCGGAGAUAUUGUUUGAGCGUCAGCUCAAUGCAAAGUUUUUCAUCUCCUUGUUGGCGUACCAUAACGACGAUUGUCUAUCCAACAUAAAAACCAUAGCAGUGGAUGUAAUCCGGAUUGAAUACGCCGAAAGCGUCGAACUGGAAUCUGGCGUGUGCCCGAUCACUACGGCCGCAUCCCCCAUAUCCAGCACCGCAUCCGUACCGGUUUGGCCGGCUGUAAAUACAAUGCCUACCACAACAACCACUUCAACAACGACGGCUCAAGUUGGUUCAGGGAUUUCUAUCACAACAGAACUGAAAAACGCUACAAACAAGGAGACAUAUGCUAACGACACUGCUUACUACACCCAGUCACCGCACAGUGUUCUGGACGUUAUUCACAGUGCGGUAGCAGACAGCUCACUAGAAUAUACCGGCCAACCUACCAGAAGGUGGGCGCAAGAAAACGCCGUCAACACGCUCCUACAGAUCACUGACCAAAUAAUAAGAGCUGAGGAGAGUGGAAACCUGCAAGCACCGCCAUUAAGCAAAGACGGACACGCAGCUGCAGCGACUAUAUAUCAGGCACUGGAGCACAUGUACCAUACACUGCCGCCUCAAGAGGACCUAUACGUGUUCAAUAAUUCUUUCUCGCGGGUUUACGUCAGUGCUGUUCUAAUCGAUGGCUCGUCCCAGUUUGAAAGCCUCAGCCUAACCUCACAACUGGAAGUUAGUGGUUUCGAUCCGAAAGGCAAUAUAUUUUUCUUGGGUGACAGCUCAUCCUCAGUGGCCAGCAUCGCCUUUAAGAAAGAAGUACUGAAAGAAGUUUUUGAAGAUUUAAGACAAUCUGCGAAUGAAACACGAGUAAGGUUCGUCCUUUCACUUUCUGCAAUGCUGUCAUUCAAGUUUGCCAAGUUUAUUCCCCAAAAUGAACUCCGCGAAAGGUCAAGCCCGAUAAUUUUGCUCGCAUCAAUGAAUCACAGGCCCAAGAGGAAAGACACAGUAAUCAUUCGACACAACGUGGACGUACUAUUUGAGCAUCCAUCUGGAGCCAAAAGACAGCACCAAUGCAUCUUCUUGAACUAUACAUCCAAGCAGUGGUCGGGAGACGAGUGCAGAAUAUUUGCAAAGAGUGCUAAAUGGGACAGCACAACCGUGGAAUGCGCAUGCAAUCACUUCACACCGUUCUCGCUUUUGCUGACUUUGUGUGGCAGUUUAUCGAGAUCCUUCAUUCCCAAAGAUAAGUCGCUCACUUUGGAUUUGGCGGUUGUGACAACAGCAACGACCAUCGUUUCGGCAGCGUGCUGCCUCGUUGCUCUCCUUAUCAUAGUGGUGAGAAUCUGGAGACGUAGCGUUAUUUGUGACAAGGUGACAUUUACACGGAUGGGUUUGUGGAUAGCGCUGUUAGGGAUGUAUCUCUUCAUAGUUUUCUCACAGUUGGUAGUUUACGCUCCUGAAUUGUGCGGACAAAAAUUCUGCCUGCGGUUCAAACAGUUCAACUUAUUCAAGUCAUAUUGUAUCCGGAACGAUACGGGAGAGGAAAUCACCUCCCAGGAGACUCAUACCAUGGAUUUAGAGUGA
Molecule: messenger RNA, 1900 nt
Organism: Paramacrobiotus metropolitanus
Lineage: Eukaryota; Metazoa; Tardigrada; Eutardigrada; Parachela; Macrobiotidae
Exons: 9
Coding region: 116-1900 (594 amino acids)
Biological process (GO): adenylate cyclase-activating G protein-coupled receptor signaling pathway
Molecular function (GO): G protein-coupled receptor activity
Source: RefSeq, a predicted model, not a curated record